Molecule: messenger RNA, 3016 nt
Organism: Impatiens glandulifera
Lineage: Eukaryota; Viridiplantae; Streptophyta; Magnoliopsida; Ericales; Balsaminaceae
Product: polyribonucleotide nucleotidyltransferase 2, mitochondrial
Exons: 18
Coding region: 28-2796 (922 amino acids)
Biological process (GO): mitochondrial mRNA catabolic process; mitochondrial RNA 3'-end processing
Cellular component (GO): chloroplast stroma; cytosol; mitochondrion
Molecular function (GO): RNA binding; 3'-5'-RNA exonuclease activity; polyribonucleotide nucleotidyltransferase activity
Source: RefSeq, a predicted model, not a curated record
ACUAUCUUUCACUUCAUCUUCUUCUCCAUGACACCUCUAUUGAGCAGAAGAUUUCCUCUUCGGACAUCCUUAUGGCAUGCAUUUGCAUUGAAUCGAGCUGGACAUCGCAUCAAUUCCCAUGGCCGCCAUACCUUCUCUUCGUCGGCAUCAACUUCAACACUCCUACCUGAUUCCGAGACUCCUGUUGCCGGAACGAAGUUUCUCGAGACGUUUUCCGAGGAAUUCGAGAUAGGAUCACGCAAAAUCAAGUUGGAAACAGGGAAGAUAGCUCGGUUUGCUAAUGGUGCAGUUUUAAUUGGAGUUGAAGAGACUAAAGUCUUGUCUACUGUUGCUUCUGCUAAAGGAGAUGCAGCUCGUGACUUCUUACCUCUAUCUGUUGAGUAUCAAGAAAAACAGUUUGCUCAAGGGGUAAUCCCCAACACAUUCAUGCGGAGGGAGGGGGCACCUAAAGAGCGGGAACUUCUAUGUGGUCGUCUCAUUGAUAGACCCAUAAGACCACUUUUUCCUGCUGGCUUUUACCAUGAAGUUCAGGUAACUGCAAGUGUUCUUUCUUGUGAUGGGAAACAAAAUCCAGACGUAUUGGCAGCUAAUGCAACAUCUGCUGCUCUAAUGUUGUCAGAUAUUCCUUGGGGUGGCCCUAUUGGAGUAAUAUGUAUAGGGAGGAUAUCGGGAGAGUUUAUUGUUAAUCCAACUAUGGAUGAGCUGGCUUUAAGUGAUCUUAACCUGGUGUAUGCCUGCACAAGGGACAAAACUUUGAUGAUAGAUGCACAAUCUCGUGGGAUUUCUGAAAGAGAUUUUGAGCAUGCGUUAAGGAUUGCUCAUCCUGAAGCCAUAAAAUAUAUUGAACCUCAAGUUAGAUUAGCAGCUAAAGCCGGCAAGAAGAAGAAGGAAUACAAAUUGUACAUGGUAUCAGAAAAGUCCCUGGAAAAGAUUCGGAGCUUGUCUGAAUCGCCAAUUGAAGCAGUCUUCACAGAUCCUUCAUAUGGAAAAUUUGAACGUGGAGAGGCGCUUGAUAAGAUCACACAAGAUGUAAAGAGGGUACUAGAAGAAGAAUGUGAUGAAGAAAGCUUAAAAUUUCUGCCAAAGACAGUUGAUACAGUUAGGAAGGAGGUUGUAAGAAAAAGGAUUAUUGACAAAGGUUUAAGAGUUGAUGGGAGACGUCUUGAUGAGGUAAGACCUGUGUUUUGUGAAGCUGGAAACCUGCCUCAACUGCAUGGAUCAUCAAUUUUUUCACGUGGAGAUACUCAGGUUUUGUGUACUGUGACUCUUGGAGCACCUCAAGAUGCUCAGCGUUUGGCCUCCUUGGUUGGUCCCUCAACCAAGCGAUUCAUGCUCCACUACAGCUUUCCACCUUUUUGUAUCAACGAAGUAGGCAAAAGAACUGGAUUGAACAGGCGUGAAGUUGGGCAUGGCACCCUUGCUGAGAAAGCUCUGCUUGCAGUCUUACCUCCUGAAGAUGAUUUAAAAUAUACUAUUCGUGUUAAUUCAGAAGUAAUGGCUUCUGAUGGUUCAACAUCAAUGGCAACUGUUUGUGGAGGCAGCAUGGCUUUGAUGGAUGCCGGAAUUGCUUUAAGAGAACAUGUAGCAGGUGUUUCAGUGGGACUUGUUACUGACAUUGACAAAUCAACAGGCAAAAUCAAGGAUUACCGUAUUGUGACUGAUAUUUUGGGCUUAGAAGAUCAUCUUGGAGAUAUGGAUUUUAAAAUUUCUGGCACACGUUCUGGAAUUACUGCAAUUCAACUGGAUAUAAAGCCUGCUGGGAUUCCUUUGGACAUUAUAUGUGAAUCUUUGGAGCCUGCAUUAAAAGCCCGGCUACAAAUUCUUGAUCACAUGGAGCGAGAGAUAGACUCACCACGUACUCAGGGUGAAAGAGCUUCUCCUCGAAUAGUGACUUUGAAUUACAACAAUGAAUCCCUCCGACGUUUGCUUGGGCCUCUUGGUGCUUCGAGGAAAAAAAUUGAAGAAGAAACAGGCGCACGGAUCUCUGUUGGUGAUGGCACACUCACUAUAUCUGCAAAGAAUCAAGCAGUGUUGGAAAAAGCUCUUGAGAAGGUGGACUUCAUAAUCGGUUGUGAAAUUGAAGUUGGAGGGACAUACAAAGGAAUUGUGCAAUCAGUCAAAGAAUAUGGUGCUUUUGUGGAGCUUAGCGGUGGUCAGCUAGGGUUGCUGCACAUUUCUGAAUUGUCAAAUGAACCUGUGUCUCGAGUUUCAGACGUGGUAUCAGUUGGGCAACUUCUUAACUUGAAGUGCAUAGGGCAGGAUGUCCGUGGUAACAUCAAAUUAUCUCUCAAGGAUUUUUCAAACCUAAAUAAAACUGUUCAAGGAUUACUAAGACACUCAGUAGAGGCUCCUGUCCAGGCAUCUGUUUGCAAUAUAGACAGGCAGAAUGUAGAUCAACAUUCAGUUCUUGGUAUUUUAAAUAGGGAUACAACAUGCCAAAAUGAUGACACAAAGACUUCUCAGCCAUCACCACCCUUUCUGAUCCGAAGUGCAGAAGAGUGUGAUGAGGAGGAGAAGUCUGUUGGCUUAAAUAAAAAAGGCGAGGAUGAAGAUACAGUUACGAGUGGACUAGAUGCUCAAAAGCUAAAGAUUGGUACACAAGUUAUGGCGAAGGUCCAUCAAAUUCGUGCACGGGGAAUAGUCCUGGAUUUGGGGAAUGGAAUCAGAGGCAUGUAUCGGUUUGAGGGAAAUGAUAGUACGCCAGAAUUUGAAGUAGGGCAGGUAUUGUGUAUGAAAUGUUCAACCUUUUCUAGCAAAGGCAUUCCAGUAAUGUCAUUGGUGAAGGAUGAUGAUUAGUUUCUUUUACGCGAAGGUAUGGUUUAAAUUAAGUGCACUUUCAAUCUUUAGAGCAUUGAAACAAAAUUUUGAAUCAUGAAGAGGCAAAUUUACUUAAAUAAACAGUUUGACUGGUAUUCUUUUUAACUUGUUGUUGUGGGAUUAUUGUUCUGAAUGUAAUAUUUGAGUUGGUUGCUCAAAGUUAUAUUCUUUUAGUAAUAUUUAAGGAAAGUUCAUUUUU